This is a messenger RNA of Entamoeba dispar SAW760, 963 nucleotides long. RefSeq names its product cysteine proteinase 3 precursor, putative. Gene Ontology annotation, biological process: immune response. Gene Ontology annotation, molecular function: cysteine-type endopeptidase activity. The transcript has a single exon. The coding region runs from base 1 to 963 and encodes 320 amino acids. Gene Ontology annotation, cellular component: lysosome. The record is from RefSeq and is a predicted model, not a curated record. NCBI's taxonomy places the organism in Eukaryota, Evosea, Mastigamoebida, Endamoebidae.
AUGUUCGGUUUACUCUUUGUUACUCUUAUUUCUUUGAGCAAUGCCAUUAGUUUUGAUAGUUGGAUGGCUAAAAAUAACCAAAAAUUCAAAGGAGUUGAAUUAUUAAGAAGAAGAGCUAUCUUUAAUAUGAACUCUAAAUUUGUUGCUAAGUUUAACCAACAACAUAACUUCCAAUUAUCUGUUGAUGGACCAUAUGCCGCUAUGACUAAUACUGAAUACAAUGCCUUAUUAAAAGCUAGAAGCGUUAAUGAUGCUGACACACCAAUCAGAAAGUCUGUUAAAAGAGAUAUUCCAAAGGCUAUUGAUUGGAGAGCUGAAGGAAAAGUUACUCCAAUUAGAGAUCAAGCCCAAUGUGGUUCAUGUUAUUCAUUUGGAUCACUUGCUGCUAUUGAAUCAAGAUUAUUGAUUGGUGGUUCUCAAACUUAUACUGCUGAUAAUCUUGACCUUUCUGAACAACAAAUAGUUGAUUGUAGUGACAGAAAUAAUGGAUGUAAUGGUGGUUCUAUUUUAUAUGUCUACGCUUACACUAAGAGAAAUGGAGUAAUGCAAGAAAAAGACUAUCCAUAUACUGCAACAAAUGGAACUUGUCAAUAUGAUACUAAUAAAAUUGUUGUUAAGAACGCUGGACAAGUUAUUGUUCAACAAAGAAAUGAAACUGCAUUAGUAGAAGCUAUUGCUGAAGGACCAGUUGCUGUUGCUAUUGAUGCAGGUCAAAUUUCUUUCCAAUUAUAUAAAUCAGGAGUUUAUGAUGAACCAAAAUGUAAAAAGUUUAUUCUUAAUCAUGCUGUUUGUGCUGUUGGAUAUGGAUCUCAAGAUGGUAAAGAUUAUUAUAUUGUAAGAAAUUCAUGGGGAACUACAUGGGGAAUGGAUGGUUAUAUUUUAAUGUCAAGAAAUAAGAAUAAUCAAUGUGGUAUUGCUAAUGAUGCAAUUUAUCCAACUGGUGUUACAGAAGUGAAGAAAUAA